Molecule: messenger RNA, 3664 nt
Organism: Owenia fusiformis
Lineage: Eukaryota; Metazoa; Annelida; Polychaeta; Sabellida; Oweniidae
Source: the annotation of a GenBank genome assembly
GUAGUUCAAAAAGUAUGGCGGAACUUCCGGUACAAAAAAUGUGAAGAAUAUUCUACAUAAGUGACGAUAUCUUCGUUAAGAUCUGAUACAUUUGAUAAAGUUGUAGUCUAGAUCUAACUAAUUAUUUCUACCAUCAUCACCAUCUAAAAUUAACAAUGGAGCUUCAGACGGCUGGGCCUGUAGUUCUGGAGACACUCAUAGCUGCUUGUAGUCAGAAUGCUGAAGAAAUGCAUCCUGCUGAGCAACGACUCAAACAAUGGGAAACACAGCCUGGAUUCUAUACAAUCCUUGUAUCUGUGCUAUCUGACCACUCCUUAGAUGUCAAUGUAAGAUGGUUAGCUGUACUUUACUUCAAGAAUGGCAUAGACAGAUAUUGGAGGAAGACUGCACCUGGCGCAAUACCAGAAACCGAAAAGACUUCACUAAGAACACAGCUGAUUUCUAAGUUUAAUGAACCAGUUGAUCAGAUUGCUGUGCAGAUUGCAGUAUUGAUAGGCAAGAUAGCCAGAUUAGACUGCCCCAGGCACUGGCCUGAGCUGAUGCCUACAUUAUUAGAAGCUGUAAAGUGUAAAGACACAUUUAUUCAACAUAGAUCCAUGCUGACUUUGUACCAUACUAUUAAGGGGCUUGCUUCGAAGCGUUUAGCUAUGGAUAGGAAGGUCUUUGAGGAGUUUACUACAAAUGUGUUUGGUUUUAUCUUGACACUUUGGAACUCUCAGAUGGAGGAAUUCUUACAUUCUGUUGAUAAUGCAGAGACUUUGGAGCAUAAACAGCUGUUUGUUCUUAUGGCUCACAGUCAUCUUACAUUGAAAGUUGCAAGAAAGCUCUGUGUAUUUGGAUUCAAAGAUACCUCAAAGAAUGAACAUUUAGCUUCAUUUCUAAACAUGGUCUUCAAAAGACUUAAGACCAUGCUAGACAUUAAAUUCGCUUUAUUUCAAAUCUCCAAUGAACUUCAGCCAAAAAGGGAGAAAAUGAUUAUAUUGCUUUCUAAAGUGUUAUUAGAUGUCCAGGAAACAUAUUCUCAUGCCUACAUUCCCUGGAUUAGAGAAAGUUUGGAGCUAACAGUGCAAUACAACUUUGGUGAACAAAGAGGCCUGGUGUUUGAUAGAUUUACGGUGAAUUGCUUCAAUCUUAUUAGAGCGAUACUUCGCAGUGAUGCAUACAGGCCAGCUAAAGUGAUAUCAGAGACAGAAAAUCCCAAAAUUAUCGAAGCAUAUAAAACAAAAGCUGAAUUCUUCACAUACAACACACUGGCAGAAAUCUGCAAGAGAAUUGUGUCCCAGUAUUUCCUGCUGUCAUCUGAAGAUCUGAACUGUUGGGAUACGUCCCCUGAAGAAUAUAUAUCUGAUGAAGGCGGAGACUCCUGGAAGUUUAGCCUGAGGCCUUGUACAGAGAAUCUCUUCCUUAGUCUUAUUAAAGAAUACAGAAGCAGCUUAACCCCUGUCGUGUUGGAGAUAAUCCGUGAGUGCCAUGGCCCUAUAGAUCCUGAUGAUGUCACGGCAGUGUUACGGAAAGAUGCAGUAUACAACUGUGUUGGCCUUGCAUCGUUUGACUUGUAUGACGAUGUAGACUUUGACCAGUGGUUCAACACUUCUUUAAUACAGGAGCUCAAGAUUAAGCAUUCCAACUAUAGAAUAAUCAGACGAAGAGUAAUUUGGCUGAUUGGUCAAUGGGUGGGUGUGAAAAUGUCCCCAAAUCUGAGGCCAGCUCUGUAUGAAAACAUACUCCCUCUAUUGGCAGACACUGAAGACAUGGUUGUGAGGAUAGAGGCUGCAGACACUCUCAAGACUUGUGUGGAUGAUUUUGAAUUCAAGGUGGAAUCAUUUUUACCUUAUUUGGAGUCCAUGUUUGGGCUACUAUUUGGUUUGCUAAGACAAGUUGAGGAGUGUGAAACCAAGAUGCAUGUUCUAAAUGUGAUGUCAUUUGUAAUAGAGAGAGUCGGUGUUGAGGUGAGGCCGCACUCCCAUGCACUGAUUCAGUAUCUCCCCCUUCUCUGGCAGGAGUCUGAAGAUCACAAUAUGUUGAGAUGUGCCAUUUUGACAACUCUUGUGCAUUUAGUACAGGGUUUAGGAACCUUAAGUGUUUCAAUGUACAACUUUCUGCUACCUGUGAUACGACUGAGCACUGACGUCCAUGCUCCUCCACAUGUAUACCUAUUGGAGGAUGGCUUGCUGUUAUGGCUUGCUACUCUACAUACAUGUCCCACUAUUACCAUGGAGCUGUUGCAACUGUAUACAAACAUGCCAGAAUUAUUAGAGCUGGGAUCUGAUACAUUGAGGGUGUGUUUAAAGGUGAUAGAGGCCUACCUGCUCUUGGCCCCUAAUGAGUUCAUCAAAAUGUACAACAAUAGUCUGCUGAACUCUCUAGUCAAUAUGUUACCAGAAAUGAGAUCUGAAGGACAAGUCAUGGUGUUAAAGUUGGUUGAACUUGUUUUCAAAUUGUUUCCAUCUGAAGGUCCUCAGUUAUUCAGUCCAAUCCUACAUGGUUGUUUAGAGGGCAUGUUGGACGGUGAGGAAAUCCCUAUGGUGAUGGCAAUGCACAUAUCCCUAUUAGCCAGGACACUACUACAAAAUUCAGAGUAUUUCUGGAGUUUUCUAGAACAGUUCGCCAAGUCUUCCAAUAAUCAAAGUAAUGUGAUAUUAGAAAGCUACCUAUCUGUCUGGGUGGAAAGAUUAGACAACAUAACUCAGUCUGGUAGAAGGAAGCUCAGUGGUCUAGCAGUUGCCUCAUUAUUGACUUUUGACUUGAGGCCUGUUAUUGAUAAAUUCCCAGAUCUCAUCAACAUAUGUGUAGAGGUCUUGCAUGAUGUUUGUAACAAACAAGAGGAUGAGGAAUAUUCUGAUUGCCUGGUGAUAGCAGAUGAUGUCCUAGAACUCCCUGAAGAUGCACUCGAUACGGAACAUGACAAAAGAAAACGUAAUAUAUCAAAAAGAGACCCAGUGCACUCUGUAUCAAUUAAGGACUAUCUGAUGUCACAGCUUCAAAUGUUACAGACAGUUAAGGGAACGGCAGAAUUUGAUAGAAUAAUGGCAACUGUGGACACUGAAAUUCUUGCCCAACUUAAGGAAUUUAUUCACUGAUAUAAGAUAUGGUACAUUGGACCUACUCGUAUGUUGUUGGGGAUGAUUUUACUAUGAUUUCAAGUCUUUUGUUUCAAGUCUCACUAUAGAGGAACCUUUGUAAGUUGCCUCUCUAAAUGGACUUCCUUUGAUGGACUCUUGGUAUAAUGACCUAACUUCCAUUUGGCUAUACUGAUUGAUUUCAUUCUGCAUUCUGUAUAAGCUUGAAACUCACAGUAGUAUAUGUCAUGUAUGUACCUACUUGAAUAUCCUGAAUUGCCUUUUGGUUGGACCAACAGAAGAUUGAAGUAAAAAGUACCCUAUUUUAGGGACCUUGCCUGAUUUAGAAAAAAAUAUUCUGAGGUUGUAUUGUGAAAAACAUGAUCCAGUUUAGUCAGAAAAAUAUAUUUUGUUCAGAGUAAAAAUUUUCCCCCUCCAAAGUAUAAUGCUCUGUCUCUAAUAUUGUGUCUUUCGUAAAAUAUGACCAAGAAUUUUCUUACCUUUGUCAAGAUAAAUCCAAGUCAGAGACAUUUUUCCAACUGUAUGAAUUUUCGGGGUGAAUAAUACCUGAGUAUAGAUAGGGUCAUAUACAAUGAGAUGUUUUC